Molecule: messenger RNA, 2543 nt
Organism: Tarenaya hassleriana
Lineage: Eukaryota; Viridiplantae; Streptophyta; Magnoliopsida; Brassicales; Cleomaceae
Product: serine/threonine-protein kinase Nek1-like
Exons: 15
Coding region: 393-2213 (606 amino acids)
Biological process (GO): protein phosphorylation
Molecular function (GO): ATP binding; protein kinase activity
Source: RefSeq, a predicted model, not a curated record
CUAAAUCUGCUGUCUUCUAAUCUCCUCCUUCCACUUUCUCUCUCUAGGAAACUUUUGUCCUUUUCCUCUCACUCUCCCCACGGCAACUUAACUUGCUCAUGGAGGAGGAAGAAGAAGAAACUUCAGCUAAUGCUUCUUCGUCUUCUUCCUCUUCUUUUUCCUGUUCGUCUGCUAAUGUUGCCUGAACGCUGUCAAUUGGGAGCUUCUCCUCACUUACUGAAGCCUCCAUUUCUCUUAUCCUUCUCUUUCUCCUUCUGAUCUCUCUCUCUCUCUCUCUCUCUCUCUCUCUCUCUCUCUUUCUCUCUGUGUCUCUGACGCUCUCACUCUGUUUCUUAGUUAAUCUUAUUAGGUAGAAGUAACAAAUAACCAACAUACUUGAGAUACUUUUAGCAAUGGACCAGUACGAGAUUCUCGAGCAAAUAGGGAAAGGAUCUUUCGGUUCAGCUCUUCUCGUGAGGCAUAAGCACGAAAAGAAAAAGUAUGUCUUGAAAAAAAUACGUCUUGCCCGACAGACCGAUAGGACCAGAAGAUCUGCACAUCAGGAGAUGGAGCUCAUCUCGAAAAUGCGUAAUCCAUUUAUCGUCGAGUACAAAGACUCGUGGGUAGAAAAGGGCUGCUAUGUGUGUAUUGUCAUAGGUUAUUGUGAAGGAGGAGACAUGGCGGAAGCGAUCAAGAAAGCUAAUGCUGUGCAUUUUCCCGAAGAGAAACUAUGCAAGUGGCUUGUUCAGCUUCUAAUGGCCCUCGAGUACUUGCAUGCUAACCAUAUUCUUCAUCGUGAUGUCAAGUGUUCUAACAUAUUCUUGACCAAGGAGCACCAUAUACGCCUUGGUGAUUUCGGCCUUGCAAAGAUUCUAACAUCCGAUGAUCUUACUUCCUCCGUUGUCGGGACUCCCAGCUAUAUGUGCCCGGAGCUUUUGGCCGAUAUUCCUUACGGUUCUAAAUCCGAUAUCUGGUCUUUAGGAUGCUGUAUGUAUGAGAUGACUUCUCUUAAGCCGGCAUUUAAAGCAUUUGACAUGCAAGCACUCAUAAACAAGAUAAACAAGUCUAUUGUGGCUCCGCUUCCGACAAAAUAUUCCGGUCCAUUCCGAGGUCUUGUCAAAAGCAUGUUGAGAAAAAACCCGGAACUCAGGCCAUCUGCUUCAGAUCUGAUUAGACAUCCACAUCUUCAGCCUUAUGUUCUCGAUGUCAAUCUCAGACUCAAUAACCCGAGACGCAGUACAUUGCCUUCACAAUGGCCGGGAUCCAAGAAGAUUGUGAAGAAAACUCGGUUUUCUGAACCCACUGUCAGUUGUCCACCCUUUACAGACAGACGACGCUAUUCUGUCAGGAAUGAUAGAGCUUUGAAUCCCGAGGCUGAGGAAGACUCUGUAUCUUCCAUCAAAUAUAUGAGCCGAAAAAUUUCGGGUUUAUCUGUCGAAAGCAGCAAUGAUGGAGAGGUCAUAUGUAAGCCUGUUACUUCGAGUGUUUCCAAGACCUCGAAAUAUACUCUGAAAAAGGCAUCGACCGCAUCCAGGAGAUUGAUGAAGCCAGGAAGGAAUAGCCACUCGCAUCCGGUUUCAGGUGUUACCCCGAAGAAGAUAGCACCUUCAGCUCGUCGGGCUUCUCUACCGCUCCCGAGAAAGGCUACAACCCAAGAAACUGCGGCCUAUAACCCUACAGUUGGUAUCUUACAAAACGUGAAGUCUCCUGAAGUUUCCAUUAAUGAGCCACGAGUUGACAAGAUAGCUGUUUUCCCGUUAGCCUCGUACGAACAAGACAUCUUCUUCUUUCCGAUGCACGGGAAAACAUCAUCCAAGGGCUCAACUGGCUCGCCCCGGGAAAACAUAGUGAAGGACCGCUCCAUAACGAAAGACAAAUGUAUGGUUCAGACAAGCAAGCCCGGGUUCACAGAGACAACAUGGCAGGGAAUCCAACUGAACUUGUCAUUUUCUGAUCACAAUGCAACCCUCGGUGGCUCGAGCCGGGCUACUACUGCUACUAUGUCCUCGGAUACGAGAAGACGAAGGUUUGACCCUUCAUCGUAUAGGCAACGGGCUGAAGCAUUGGAGGGUCUGCUCGAAUUCAGCGCGAGAUUGUUAGUUGAGGAGAGAUACGACGAACUCAACGUUUUGCUAAAGCCUUUUGGUCCUGGUAAGGUUUCUCCCCGAGAAACAGCGAUUUGGAUCGCCAAAAGCUUGAAGGAGAAUGCCAAUGCCAAACACGAGAGCGACUGAUCUUCGAUCUCGCCCAAGAAAUCAUCUUUCGGUUCGUUUCUAACCGAUCUUUGUUGGAAAAUAGUCGUAGUCAGAACUCAAGUAGUUAUAUGUCUGAAUUUUUAUGCUCAGUGGCUCGGUCUGGAGAAGAAACAUUAGGAACUGAUCUCGGUAGAAUUUGGUUUAGCUCGGUUUGGUUCGGUUAUGCCCCGGUCGAGUUGGUUUGGAUUUAUGCCCGACUUGCUUCAAGGGUUUUAGUAGAGGAGGAAUACUAAAGUUGUAUUGUUGGGAUAAUCUUACCUGUAGCUUUCCACUGGUUUUACCGGUUUAGUUCCGUUAUGUUUUUUUAUC